AUGUCUGACGAUCUCAUCUGGUCGGUGAUCAAUGACAAGUUCUGUUCCUUCAAAAUCAAACCAGGCAAGGGCCAGGACUUCUGCCGUAACGAAUACAACGUCAGCGGUUUGUGUUCGCGCCAAACAUGUCCAUUGGCCAACGCUCGUUACGCCACGGUCAAAAACGUCGAGGGUAAGUUGUACCUCUACAUGAAAACUGCCGAAAGAGCACACAUGCCUGCAAAGCUUUGGGAGAGAGUCAAAUUGCUGAAAAACUACACCAAGGCCUUGGAGCAGGUCGACCACCACUUGCAAUACUGGCAGGAGUUCUUGAUCAACAAAUGUAAGCAGAGAUUGACCCGGUUGACCCAGGUUGCAGUCACUGAAAAGAGACUAGCGAUGCGUGAAGAGGAACGUCAUUACGUGGGAAUCAAGCCCAAGAUCAAGCGUAGAGAGGAGAACAGAGAGCGCAAGGCCUUGGCUGCCGCCAGAAUCGAGAAGGCUAUUGAGAAGGAGUUGUUGGAUAGAUUGAAGAGUGGUGCCUACGGUGACAAGCCAUUGAAUGUCGACGAGAAGAUCUGGAAGAAGGUUCUCGGGAAGGUUGACGAGGUCGACGAUGAAGAGGAGGAGUUCGAUGAGGAUGACGACGUUGUGUUGGAGUCUGGUGACGAAGAGGACUUUGGCCAAGUUGAGUAUGUUGAAGACGACGGAGACGACGAGUUGGUCGACAUGGAGGAUUUGGAGAAGUGGUUGGGUGACGACUCCAGCUCCGACAAUGAGAGCGACAACGACAGCGAAACCGAGACCAAGAAGGGAGACAAGAGAAGCGGGAGCGGUGCUGCUGGCGACAAGAAGAGAAAGAAGAGACGUGGACAUGUCGAGAUUGAGUACGAGGACGACAUCCAGACCAACAUCGCUGCCUAG
Australozyma saopauloensis is the source of this 903-nucleotide messenger RNA. RefSeq names its product ribosome biosynthesis protein (gene MAK16). The coding region runs from base 1 to 903 and encodes 300 amino acids. Lineage: Eukaryota; Fungi; Ascomycota; Pichiomycetes; Serinales; Metschnikowiaceae. The transcript has a single exon. Gene Ontology annotation, cellular component: preribosome, large subunit precursor; nucleolus. Gene Ontology annotation, biological process: maturation of 5.8S rRNA; maturation of LSU-rRNA. The record is from RefSeq and is a predicted model, not a curated record.